UCAGCGUAAAUUAUACGUAGUGACAUUUGACCAGAGAAAUCAUGGUCAUCGAAUGGUAGACCCCAAGGCUAAUGAGGGCUGGAGCAAGGUAGCAACCCAAAACAAUGACCGGCAUGCAAUAGACAUGUACAGUUUACAAACUGGAACGGCCAGGGACGUCUCGUUCCUCAUCGAUUUUCUACCAGCCUAUGUCUUUCCUGAACAGGAACGCAUAGUCACCGGGUGGGGGGUUGCUGGUGUCAGCCUUGGCGGUCAUUCUACCUGGAUCUCUUUGAGCCAAGAUCCCCGACUAACCAUUGGAAUACCUAUCAUUGGAUGUCCCGACUAUCUCACUCUUAUCUCAGCGCGAGCUGAGAAAUUUGGGAUUUCUCUAGAGAAAUCAUCAUAUCUGCCUGAUAGUCUCCUAGUGCUGAUACAGCGCUCGGAUCCGGCUUCCACUGCAUACAGAUCCAGUGAUUCAUCGAAUCCCUUCUUGGGCAAGAAGAUCUUGGUCCUGUCCGGAGCUGAUGAUUCUCUUGUUCCGUGGUCAGCUAGCGAGCCCUUUGUGAAUGGAUUGGUCGUCGGUGAAAAAGGUGUCAAGCGCGUCUUUGUACAGGAAGGGGUUCGCCACAAAUGCUCGCCUGAGAUGGUCCAGCAAUUGGUCGAGUUCGUUCGCACACACACUCAGUAAUUAGAUUGUGAAGUAAAUAAAUAAAUAAAUACCAUGUAUGACU
Molecule: messenger RNA, 713 nt
Organism: Guyanagaster necrorhizus
Lineage: Eukaryota; Fungi; Basidiomycota; Agaricomycetes; Agaricales; Physalacriaceae
Exons: 5
Coding region: 53-670 (205 amino acids)
Source: RefSeq, a predicted model, not a curated record